GCAUCGGCGAGCGACGGCAGGCGGGCGCGGCGUUGCCAUGGCGGCGCCGCGGAGCACUGUGGGCCGCCGGUUGGCCAUGGAGCUGGCGGGGCGGAGGCCGCGGCUGUUCCGCUGGCGGCGCCUGACCGCCCCGACCACCCCGCAGGCCAGGUUUGACUCUGACAGCGCGGAGUACUGGAUGAAGAGAGUGGAGCAAGCCUCUGAGUAUGCCGUCUCUGAAGCUUUUUCCCUUCAAAAGCCGAGGUACCCACGAGGGCUUUGUGAUCCUGCAACAAGGCUGGAAACUGUGGAACAGCUGCAAGAGCACGAUGAGGCCUGUAAGGAAGCCCGAGAGCUGCUCAGUAACUGGACAAAGUCCAAAUUGCAACUGGAGCUGACAAGCGAUGGAGAAGCGGAAGUUGGCUCUGUCCUGGGAAAUCCUUCGGCCCUUCUGAACUAUAAGCGGUUUGAUGACUUGUACAGCUAUCUGGAACAUGAAUUGGAAAGUUCUUCUGUCCAAGAAUACCUACAGCAUCUUCUGCAGAGUGAAGCUGUGAACUGUGGGAUAGCAGAAGACCUUAGACUUGAAGACAUCAAGGAAAGACAAAAGCCUGCAGAUCCACGAAUAACCAUGGAGCUCAGACACAAGCAGGUGAAAGAAAAUCGACUGAGGCAUCAGAAGGCAUUACAGCUUCAGAGACAAGAAAAAUCUCUGAGGAAAGCCAUUCUGGCUGAGGCCAAGCUUCAAAUACAGGAGGAGGACAGAAAGAAGGCCUUGAAGGCAAAAAAGGAGGAGGAGGAGAUCCGGAGGGAAAUGGUGAAGCUACGAAGGGAAAUGGCUGAGAAGAGGCAAAUCAUGGCAGAAGCAUGGAGAAUGGAACGGAAAAGGCAAGAAAAAAGCCAGAAACUGUCAAUGCAGGAGGUAUCUUUUAAUGUGUCACCACCCAUGGACCUGAAGAAAGAAGAGCAAGGAAAGGAGAAACAGAGGAGGGUUCAGGAGCUGCUGAGCAGAAUUCACACCAAUAAACAGAGAUGCAUGCAGCGACAUUUCUCUGCUUGGUUCAGACUCAUUCUGGAGCAUAGAAUUAAAAUGGGGAAAGCCAGAGCCCUUGCUGACUGGAAAUGCCAACGGAAAGCCCUACAAGCCUGGAGAAGCUAUACAUGGGCCCAGAAAGUAGAGCAGGAGACACAGCAACUGGAAGUUCAUCUGCAAGAUCAAAACAGGAAGAACCAACUGUCAGCAGAGCAUAACCAGCGGCGGCUUUUGCGCUGCUGCUUUCUGGCAUGGCAGCGCUGGAGCCAAGCAGAGGCAGAAGAGCGAGAGCUGCAGCUCAAGAGACAGGAGACAAAGAGGAAGAUGGCACAGCUGCUGGAGGCAGUGUCACUGGGGAAGAGUGGCUUAAACAGAACACUGGAGGUUAGCAAGCCUGAGACUGCAAAAGUAAACCAGCAGCAAGUUUUGCAGCAAGACGAGCCAACCAAAACAUACCUUAUACAGGAAGAACCUGACCAGACCGAAGACCAUUCUUGUGGGCAUGCUGCUCACACAUCUCAUUCUUACAGAGAACCCAAGUUUGCCUGGCAGAUCACUCUGAAACAUGCAGCCCUGAGUGCCCAGGACGAGGCUAUGUACAGGAAUAAAAUAGCUGGUCUCCUCCAGCAGUUUCAAGCACCCAGCCCAAAGACAGCUCCUGCUUAUGGUAGUUGUUUUGACCACCGUCACACCUUCCAGCAACAUGUGAUAGAGGAGCAGAAGCAGCAGCUUCAGAAACAGCAAGAGCUGAUCCUUGAACUACAAGAAAAUCAGAGGCUGAGUAGAGCAAAAGAAGAGGCAAUGCAAGCCACAGCUGCAACCCAAGCACUUGACUAUGCUUCACAAACCAGGGAGAAAAAACUGAAGAGCGGAAAACAAUCUGGAUGGAAGAAUACAACCCCUUUGAGUCUGCCUGUUUCUCAAGAGCCAGAGAACACAAAGGUAGUGACGCAAGGCAAGAGGCACUCCAGCCAGCCAACCUCAGCUCAUCCCAUAGUGAAAGCUAUGGAGGAGAGAGCAAUUCAGCGGGCAGAACGGAGAAGGAAACUAGAAGAAGCUAAACAACAAAGAGAAGAGGAAAAACUGGCCCAGCUGAAGGCUGAAGAGGAAGCACGUCAGAGGAAGGAGGCUGAGGAAAAGGAAGCUCAGAAAGAAAAAAGACGAGAGGAGAAGAGGCAGCAGAAGCUGAAAUUGUUGGAGAAGCAGAGAAGGCUGGAGAAAGAGCAGCAGCUCCAGAAAAAGGCCAGAGAUCACUAUGAGAAGGCCCUACUGAGAAAACUGGGAAUGAUGCCAUGGAAGAAGCUAAGGGAGCAGGCCAAGGAAAACCUGAUGGUGGCCCAAAGGCACCAUUGCUUGGGUCUGCAGAGGAAAUGCCUGCUGAGCUGGUUCCGGCACACCCAGGAGAGACUCAUGGAGAAGGUGUCUCAGGCUGAAGACUUCUUUUCCCAUAUGUUGCUCAGAUGGGGCUUCAGGAUCUGGCUAAAGUACAAAGAUUACCUCUCCACUCUGGAGGAGAAAGCAAGUACUCUCCAUGCAGCCUGCCUCAAGAGAAAGUACUUCUGGGCAUGGUUUGAUCUGAUCACGGAGGAAAAAAGCACCUUAAGGGAGAAGAUGAAGAUUGCCACUGAACACUGUAACAAGAAACUCAUGCUAGAUGCGUUCAAGGCUUGGAGGCAGUACCCACUACUGAUGAAAAAGGAAAGAGAGAGAGAGGAAAGGAGGAACCAGCUUCGGAGGAGAGUAGCCGAAAUUCUUCCUGACUUCCAAACAUGACAGAAGAAACUGAAAGGAGACUGGGAAGAGGGACAAAAGGUCUGACUCAGUUCAGUGUUAUCUUUCUUCCAACUGAAACAAAUUCAAGAUGAUGUUCUGUUCAGUGCAAAUGGUAGUCUUACAGCCAAAGCAAGCUCCCUGGGGCUACUGCUGGUCAAACCAAACCAGGUGUAUAUUGGAACCUAGUUUGAUGAUUUUACUUUUGACUCGAGGGGGGGUUCUUCCCCAUGAGGUCCUCCCAGCAUGAAGUCUUCAUAGGGAUUUAUGGGCUGUUAGCACUAAGGCCUAGGUAACCACAGCAUUUCAGGCCGAGACCAUUUCUGCACACAAAGCUGCAGCCCUGACACUAAUCCCGCUCCAUCUCAGGACGCGCAGAACUGAGAUGUACCUAUUAAGCAGAAACCUGGUGCUUUUCUGUUGCCAGUACUCCACAGAACAACAAAUUGACCAGAGAGCGAACAGAUUUGACUGUCAGCUGAUCCGUGCUAACCACUGCUGUGAACUUGGCCACACCAAGAACAGAUUCUAGUAAUUGUGCCAGGGAAAUUUGGAUGGGAGGAGGAGAAGAAAGAGCUGUUUAUACAAAUCCUGUUUACUAACAGACCAGGUCACAGCAUCACAUAUGGAUAUUCUAAAACCUGGACUCUUACAGUGACGGUGUAGUUUGUAGUGCUGUCCAGUUCAGAGGCAUGGAACUUUGAUUUUGGUGACAAAUGGUUAUUUCAGAUUUAUGAUCUUCUUAUCAUAGAAUGGCCUAGAUUAGAGGGGAUCUUAAAGGUCAUCUAGUUCCAACCCCCUGCCAACCACCAGAUCAAGCCCAGGAUCCUAUCCAACCUGGCCUUGAACGCCUCCAGAGAUGGAGCAUCCACAACCUCUCCAGGCAGCCUGUUCUAGUGCCUCAUAAACCUUCUGAGUAAAAAAGUCCUUCCUUACAGUUAACUUAAAUCUACCCUCUUGUCCUACCACUACCAGACUGUAGAAAGACGGUCUCCCUCCUGUUUGUAAGCUCUCUUCAAGUACUGGAAGGCCACAAUGAGGUUUCCACAGAGCCUUCCCUUCUCCAAGCUAACCAAGCCCAACUCCCUCAACCAUUUGUUCAUAGGAGAGGUGCUCCAGCCAUUUGAUUUCUUCGUGGCCCUCCUCAGGACCUGCUCCAACAGCUCUACAUCCUUCUUAUACUAGGGGCCCCAGGCUUGGACACAGUACUCCAGAGGGGGCUUCAUGAGGGCACAGCAGACUGGGACAAUCCCCUCCCUCUCUACUGGCCACUCCUCUUUUGAUUCAGCCCAGGAAACCAUUGGCCUUCUGGGCUGCAAGCACACGUGCCAACUCAUAUCCAGCUUUUCAUCCAUCAGGACCCCCAAGUCCUUCUUCACAGAGCUGCUCUCAAUGAGUUCUCCCAGUCUGUACUUGUAUAUGGGAUUGCCUCCAUCCAAGUGCAAAACCUUGCACUUGGCCUUGUUAAACCUCCUUAGAUUCUCAUGUGCCCAUUUUUUGAGCAUGUCUAGGUUCCACUGGAUGGCAUCCUACUCUUCUAUUGUGUCCUCUUGCUUCAUGUCUGUCACGUAAACAUUUUCUAGGCUGGUUCAUUGUUGUAUUUAAAGAUCUAUUGUGCAAGUCUGUCUAGGCCCUUUCACUUGACCCAUACCUCAAACAAGAAAAAUGCAGACUAUUUUUACAUAAGCUAAAACUCAUAAUCAAAAGGAAGGUUUCUCAUAACUCUAACCUUAACCUGCAGCAUGGUGCAGACACAGUAAUGCAGUAAAGGUACAGUACGUCUUGUCUCAGCGGUAGCAUAAGGGAGGAAUCUGGAAUUGCUUUCCACCUCACAAGAUAGGUGAAGUUGUCUCCAAAAUAACUUGGCAAUAUACGGAAAAUAUUUGGGCAAAGCAAGGAAGGUGACAGUUUACUGUUACCCAUUGUACUGGACAAUUUUUGAAAUCCUUUAUAUGCAUUGAAAGUUUUCAAUAAACCCAAACCUGAAGUGAGCACAA
Numida meleagris (helmeted guineafowl) is the source of this 4779-nucleotide messenger RNA. RefSeq names its product coiled-coil domain containing 191 (gene CCDC191). The record is from RefSeq and is a predicted model, not a curated record. Lineage: Eukaryota; Metazoa; Chordata; Aves; Galliformes; Numididae. The transcript is spliced from 17 exons. Gene Ontology annotation, molecular function: phosphatase binding. The coding region runs from base 38 to 2785 and encodes 915 amino acids.